AUGGAUGGGGGCCAGGACAAAAAGUGUGGAGGCAGGGCCAAGGACAGGGCGGCGGUGUUCUCGUCGUACAUCUACAAGGUUCUGAAGCAGGUUGGCCCUCAGACCGGCAUUUCGAAUGGGGCGAUGGCCAUUUGCAACGCGAUGGCCAACGACCUGUUUGCGUCGAUCGCCACAGAAGCUGGCAAGCUCGCGCAGUACAACAAGAGGGCCACCAUAACGUCGCGCGAGAUCCAGACUGCAGUCCGUCUGCUGCUGCCAGGAGAGCUGGCUAAGCAUGCUGUCUCGAAUGCAACUACGGCCAUUAUGCGGUACACCUCGUCGGAGCCGCGUAACGCCUCGCCUGCAAACGCUAGCGAGGCGACAAGCAGCGAGGCAGAGCAAGCAGAGAGCGCAAGAGACAGCGUAGAUGAGGUGGAUACGGUGGAUGCGGUGGCGGAGAAUGCGGUGGCAUCGACCGCGGACCUCGAGGCCGAGGUGCUCGCAAUGGUGGCCGAGCUGUCGCUCUCGGAUGCCUGGGCCGCGUUCUCCAAGUGGAUGCGCCCACGGAUCAACGAGCUUCAUCCCGACUUUUCGGUUCCUGAGGUGACUGUGGUGUUGAGCAGGGCGUGGAAGACGCGAGAGGUGGGCGGGAUCCGGGCGGCGCUUGAAGCGGUCUAUCUUGCAGCAGUGAUUGAGUAUGUCAUGGCCGAGCUCCUCGAACUGGCUAGCAUUGCCGCCAGAGACAACAGCCAAGAGCGCAUCGUGCCGCGGCACCUGCAGGUGGCCAUCCGGGACGACAAAGAGCUGAACAAGCUUCUGGAGUCGGUGACGAUAGCGUCCGGGGGUGUCAUCCCCGACGUUUCUUCGGUGCUGAUGCCGACAGAGUCAGCUGCCGCAGAUAGGGCGCCCGGUAACCACAUGUAG
This is a messenger RNA of Thecamonas trahens ATCC 50062, 903 nucleotides long. RefSeq names its product histone H2A. Gene Ontology annotation, molecular function: structural constituent of chromatin; DNA binding; protein heterodimerization activity. NCBI's taxonomy places the organism in Eukaryota, Apusomonadida, Apusomonadidae. Bases 1 to 903 code for a protein of 300 amino acids. The record is from RefSeq and is a predicted model, not a curated record. Gene Ontology annotation, cellular component: nucleosome. The transcript has 2 exons.